AUGAAAAUCCGCCUCCACCACAGCCAACUUUUCUGCCUCUGCCGCCGCGGCCCAGCCACCUCACUAGUCGCCGCUGCAUCCCUUCUGAAUCAGCAUAUAGCUGCAAUUUCCAUGGAGUGUGGUUUGGGCAUGGCGACCACGCAUUUCAGGCAUUUUGGGGUGUGCCUUAAACCAAAUUCACCAAAAGUCCGGCACUUUACUGUCAAUUGCCAUUCUGUUUCUCUCUCGGCCUCUGAGAAUUCACCGACAGGAUUGUUGGAAAGGCCAUGGAAGGUGGCGGAUGCAAGACUUGUGCUUGAGGAUGGUUCUGUUUGGCGGGCCAAGUCAUUUGGUGCCUCUGGGACCCAAGUUGGCGAAGUGGUUUUUAAUACAUCAUUAACGGGGUAUCAAGAGAUCCUUACUGAUCCUAGUUAUGCUGGCCAGUUUGUUCUGAUGACUAACCCACAUAUUGGCAACACUGGUGUUAAUUUUGAUGAUGAAGAAUCAAACCAGUGCUUUCUAGCAGGGCUCGUUAUCCGAAGUCUGAGUAUUAGCACCUCCAACUGGAGAUGUACUGAAAAACUUGGAGAUUAUUUGGCGUCAAGGAACAUUAUGGGAAUAUAUGAUGUAGACACUCGUGCUAUUACCCGUCGAUUGAGACAAGACGGUAGCCUUAUUGGUGUGUUGAGCACAGAGGACUCUAGAACGGAUGAAGAACUCCUGAAAAUGUCCCAAACUUGGGAUAUAGUUGGCGUGGACUUGAUAAGUGGUGUCUCUUGUAAGGCUCCUUACGAAUGGGUUGAUGCAACAAAGUCAGACUGGGAUUUCAACUUCAACAAAGGAAAAGAUGAGACAUUUAAGGUUGUCGCAUAUGAUUUCGGUAUCAAGCACAAUAUACUCCGCCGCUUGGCAUCUUAUGGUUGCAAAAUCACUGUGGUCCCCUCAACUUGGCCAGCGUCCGAGACUCUCAAAAUGAAACCAGAUGGUGUUCUUUUCAGCAAUGGUCCAGGUGAUCCUUCGGCUGUCCCUUAUGCCGUUGAGACAGUCAAGGAAUUAAUGGGGAAGGUUCCUGUUUUCGGUAUCUGCAUGGGCCACCAAUUGCUCGGUCAAGCUCUCGGUGGUAAAACCUUCAAGAUGAAAUUUGGUCACCAUGGAGGGAACCAUCCCGUUCGUAAUAUCCGAAAUGGACGUGUCGAGAUCAGUGCUCAGAACCACAACUAUGCUGUUGACCCUGAUUCUCUUCCAGAAGGUGUGGAGGUAACUCAUGUCAAUCUCAACGAUGGAAGCUGUGCGGGGCUUGCUUUCACUCAGCAGAAGCUCAUGUCACUUCAAUACCAUCCCGAGGCUUCUCCUGGGCCCCACGACUCGGAUCUUGUAUUUGGUGAAUUCGUACAACUUAUGAGACAAGAAAAGCAGCAGAAAAUUGCGACAUGCGGGCAUCAAUUUGAGGCAUUAGCGGUGGCGGAGGAGGAGAUUCGAUUGGAGCUGGCCACGACAAGCGCGACAAUUGCGGGCCAGGUGUUGUGCGUGGUUGCCGUGGGGCAGGGCACGGUGGACGCGGUUGUGGUCUUCGUGGGGCGCCCUGCUCUUGAUGGAGAGCCUCGGUUGUACUUUAGGGACAAGAUCUAG
Messenger RNA from Striga hermonthica, 1608 nucleotides. The record is from the annotation of a GenBank genome assembly. Lineage: Eukaryota; Viridiplantae; Streptophyta; Magnoliopsida; Lamiales; Orobanchaceae.